AUGUCUUUUGCCUCGGGCAGCAGCAACACUUCUUCCCCGGUCGGGCAGUACACCAUGACUGCAGCAGGACAAGGUGGCCUGCUGUUUCCUCGAUCCAGUGCCGCGAUAGAGAUGACACCAGCUCCUGAUUGCAAUAUCAACUUGGAUGAUUGGGCAGGUGCUUGUAUCAAUGGCGUCCAGGCCAUGACACCCAGUCCGGAGUGCCAACCGCUGUCAAGCUACGACCUCAACAUGAACCAAGCCUGCGCCGAUAUUUCGACACUGGCCAUGAGCACCCAAGCCGGGGUCAUGAUGGCACCUCAGUACUCCCUACCGAGUGAGCUCGAGGGUCUCGGUCCCAUUCUUGACUUCAACACCAUGGCAGAGCAAAUGCCCUCGAUCAUGGCACAAACCCCCAUGGGCGAUCUCGGCUCAGGCUUUGACUUCAACACACUGUCAUCGCAAAUCACUCCCACCACAGCCUCUACCUUCAUGGCACCAUCGACACCUCCCUGUCAGCCUUUCGAGCUCCCAGCCACACCCCUGAAGCCACCCACUAGGACCCGCCUCCCCAGCAGGGUAUCCAAGAUGCCGUCCAUUCGAGCGCCUUCGAGCAAGAACAGCAACAGCAACAGCAACAGCAACAGCAAUGGCUUCAAGAUCCCACCGCCAUCUGCCGACCAGCCGAGGACUUGGCACACGUGGGCCCCUUGGAUCAACUCGCUGACCGAGGACGAGCUGCGCAAGCUCGAGACGCGACAGCUCGCGCCGCUGUACUACCCGGAAGGCAUGACUGCCGAGGAGAAGAAGAUGACGAGUGAAGCCAACCGCAAGCUGCAGCAGGCCAAAAACUACAAGCGACGCCAGAUCAACAACGCUGCCGCCGCCAAGUCGCGCCGCAAGAAAGUCGAGGACCGUGAUCGUGCCCUCCAGGAGUGUGAGCUCGAGAAGGAGAAGAAUAAGUGUCUCAGCGCCGAGCUCGAGCUUGCCCACGCCAAGAUUACGCAGCUCAGUAGCCAGUUGGCGAGGUUUAUUGGUGUGUGA
This is a messenger RNA of Pyricularia pennisetigena, 1023 nucleotides long. RefSeq lists its product as uncharacterized. The record is from RefSeq and is a predicted model, not a curated record. Gene Ontology annotation, biological process: regulation of DNA-templated transcription. Gene Ontology annotation, molecular function: DNA-binding transcription factor activity. The transcript has 2 exons. Lineage: Eukaryota; Fungi; Ascomycota; Sordariomycetes; Magnaporthales; Pyriculariaceae. The coding region runs from base 1 to 1023 and encodes 340 amino acids.